AGCUUUUCUUUCCAAAGAGAAAAACCCAAAGUUUUGUAAACGCCUAGAAACCAAAUCGUCUUCUCGCUCAGUCGUUCUCUACACAAAUCACCCGCACGCGCUCCAUACUUUCGACUGUACGGCCCCCAACGAGUUCCUAGAUCAUACGCAACAUGGCAGGUCCUAUGUUGAACCUCACAAUCUUUACAAAAUCAAGCUACCACGCCCUCCGUGCCAUAUCGCUUGCCACCUUCCCACCCGGCUUCCUCAUCCUGCUCCUCCAGGGCAUCUUCUCCGAAUGCGUCAAUCCCGCCAUCGGUAUCCUCCCCUUGUUCUUUUCCUCCGCUUACUCCGCCUUACUGCUUGCGAACGAGAAGAAGUGCGGAUGCCAAGCCAGUGGAUUGACUGGGACACCGAUUCAUUUGGUAUUUGACCUGCUACUUGGUGUCGGGCUACUAGCGUGUUUGAUCUUAGAUUGGGUACUCAUCCCGAACGGGGGUGCUGAAAGGAGCCUGAUUAUGCUGGGCACGUAUGGGACUAAUUUUCUCAUCUGCAAUUUUUUGAUACAUCUUUACUUUGUUAUGACGCAGAUCCUUGAAGCGCUCCAGCCGGGCACCUACUAUCCUACUUCAUGCCCACAGUGUCAGGGUAGAUCUUUCUCGGUUGGAAAGUACAAACUUAACGCGGAGUUGCUUAGUGGCUAUGCACCUCUGCUAGAUGGAGAGGGUAGGCCCAACAACAGUGCAGGGGAAGUUGCAGUGGGUGAGGGCGAGUCUGCAGUGUAAAUGAAUGUGCUUAAUCAGCAAAACUGGGUGGCUUUGAUUUAAAAAAGAAGGCUAUGGCAAUGAAUGUACAUGGCUCUAUGUCAAGUACAUGCGAAUCGAUGAUUCAGAAUCUAAACCAUUUUCACAGCAUGAAUUGCAGGCCUAGGAGCCUCCUCGGUAUGGGUACGAGUCAUUGCAAAAACCUUACUUGGAUCAGAGGUUCUACUAGUUGUGUUCUGGAAGAUUCAAUUAUCUGUAUGUCACCGAUUUCUAUUGUUCGCAAUCUCAAUUGAUUUGCUGAUGGU
Bipolaris maydis ATCC 48331 is the source of this 1048-nucleotide messenger RNA. RefSeq lists its product as uncharacterized. The record is from RefSeq and is a predicted model, not a curated record. NCBI's taxonomy places the organism in Eukaryota, Fungi, Ascomycota, Dothideomycetes, Pleosporales, Pleosporaceae.